Molecule: messenger RNA, 945 nt
Organism: Maylandia zebra (zebra mbuna)
Lineage: Eukaryota; Metazoa; Chordata; Actinopteri; Cichliformes; Cichlidae
Source: RefSeq, a predicted model, not a curated record
CUUUGAAAAUUGAAAGUGAGCAGAGCCUUCAACCCACACUUGACCACUCCCGUCACAAUUUACAGUCAUAGGUUGGACUUGCUCUCAUUUUACUCAUAACUCAGAGAAGCAGAGAAAAGGAAUGGCCUUCCAGCAUUCAACCACCCAGGUGGUAGUCACCACCACUGCAAUGAGUCAGCAGUCUGGGCAAUGGAGCACUGGCAUCUGUGACUGCUGCUCUGAUAUGAACUCCUGUUGCUUCGGAUAUUGGUGUUUCCCCUGCAUGCAGUGUGACACAGCCAGUAAACAUGGAUGGUGCUGCGCAAUGCCACUCCUGGACUUUUGCUGUGUGGUGUCCUGCUUACUUCGCAAUUCUGUCAGAGAGCGCUACAACAUCCCUGGCUCGUGCUGUGAUGACUGCUGCAAAAUAUUUUGGUGUUAUCACUGUGUCUGGUGCCAGAUGCAUCGUGAGCUGAAGAUCAGGGAAAACCAAUACCCUGCUGCCUCGACGGUGGUCACAACCCAGGUCAUCCGUGGAUAAGAUGCAACCAUUUUUGAUGUGGGUUGAGUGAAACUGACAAAGAUAAUUUAAAAAAAUGUAUAUGUUUUACAGCGAUGAAACACAUAUGAAAAUAUUACUUCUGUUUCUGCAGCAUGAAGUGAAAUCUGAAAAUGUAGCCUGGCAUGUGAUCUGCAUUCUUUUUUAUAGCAUUUCAUAGCUCAGUGCUGAUGCUCGUUUGGUUCACUGCUCUGCAAUAGAUAGUUGUUUCAUAUAAUCUAAGCAAGUUUUUAUAGCUUUAGAUUAUAUGUUUAAAUCAGAUGUUUUGAGUUUUGUCAGCAUACUGCAUAUAUCAUCAGGAAAGAUUUUACCCAGGUCGAUAAAAUCUGUAUCAUUUAACAUACUCACACUUAUAAUAACUUUGUCCAAGUUGAAUUUCACCUGUGCUAAAAUAAAAAGUAUUCACA